Messenger RNA from Ananas comosus (pineapple), 1297 nucleotides. RefSeq lists its product as uncharacterized. The coding region runs from base 126 to 1028 and encodes 300 amino acids. The transcript is spliced from 2 exons. NCBI's taxonomy places the organism in Eukaryota, Viridiplantae, Streptophyta, Magnoliopsida, Poales, Bromeliaceae. The record is from RefSeq and is a predicted model, not a curated record.
CUCUCCUCUGUUUUGAUCCUCUUCUCCUUCUAUACUCUUCCUUUGUUCUCUCCCCCUUUCCCCUCUCCCCACGCAUCGUUUCCCUCUCCUCCGUGCCCUAGCAACCCAACCUCCGCGCUUUCGCCAUGGACGGCGACGCCGCAGAGUUCGAGGAUUGGGAGCUCCUCGAUUUCCCCGUCGUAGCCGCUGCAAACCCCCCGGACCCUCGCGAUGACCCCAAACCCUUCGAGGGGAUCGGCGAAAGCUUCGUACCCGGCACCAUCGAGCCCGAUUACUUCGCCCCCGAUCACGCCAGGGUGCUCUCGGAGGAAGACGAUGGUGGCGAUGAGGGUGGGGUCGAUUCUGAUAACCCUAGCUCGGCCGAUCCCGACUCCGAUUCCAGGUACGAGGUCGGGUCCGUGGGGGGAGUGGGUUUCGGAUCGAGUGGGAGUAGCUUCUCGCUGGAAUCGAUCGCUGAUAGUGAGAAUGGAGAGAUUGGUAACGUGGUGGAAUCGGCGAUUGGUGAGGAGAGUGGGAAUCGUUCGAGCUUUGGAGGGCUUGGGACUUGUCAUGGAUCUGAUGCAGAGGUAGAGAAUCGUGGAUUGGAUGAGAGGAGAGCUGAUGAAGAGGUAGAGAAUCAUGGAUUGGAUGAGAGGAGAGAUGAUGAUUCCGAGCCUUUCGCAGAGGUAGAUGCUGGGAAUGGUAGUUCGGAGAUUGCAUCUGUUGAUGGGGGAGAGAAGCGGAUUGCGGCUUGGUGGAAGAUGCCUCUGGUGCUCAUGAAGUAUUUUGCUUUCAGGGUUAAGCCUCUUUGGUCUAUCUCCGUUGCCGCCGCCAUUUUGGGGUUGGUCAUGCUCGGAAGGAGGAUGUACAAGAUGAAGCGCAAAAGCAGAAAUAUUCCACUGAAGAUUGUGAUCGAUGACGGGAGGGAGUCUCUGCUGGCGGCCCGGGCUGCACGUCUUAACAAAGCAUUCUCGGUGGUGAGACAAGUUCCGGUCAUAAGAGCAUCAACUCGCGCUGUGACUCCUUUGUCUAUUAUUUCAGUUAGAUGAGCUUUGGAUUCUUUAAACAUCAUAUCAGUGAAGCUUUAAAGAAGUUAGUCAGCAGAAUGUGGUAGUUUAUCCUUUAUAUUUCUUUUGGAUGUAGGCGCAAUGAUCGGGAAAUACUUAGCAGCCUGUCUGUUCUAUUUUUUUUUUCUUUUUUAAAAAAUUACCUUAACUGAUAGUAUGUUUUAUGUUAUAUGGUUUCUGUUACUAGUUAGUUAAGCUUGAAUAAUUGUCUGAGUACGAAUAAAGAAUAUAAUUUCUGUGAGUUUAAAUGA